Molecule: messenger RNA, 1639 nt
Organism: Orycteropus afer afer
Lineage: Eukaryota; Metazoa; Chordata; Mammalia; Tubulidentata; Orycteropodidae
Gene: P2RY1
Product: purinergic receptor P2Y1
Biological process (GO): phospholipase C-activating G protein-coupled receptor signaling pathway; platelet activation; relaxation of muscle
Cellular component (GO): plasma membrane
Molecular function (GO): ATP binding; G protein-coupled ADP receptor activity; A1 adenosine receptor binding
Source: RefSeq, a predicted model, not a curated record
UAACAUCGGCGCUGCCAGCCACACUGGGAAGUUGCUGGCCCGCCCGCCAACCCGGGGCAUUUGCGGGCCGGGGCGGAUUUCAUGGCCCGCGGGGAUCGUGGAGUCGGCGUGGGCGAGCCCCCGCGCGCUCCCUUCGGUGAGAACCCCCAGUGCCCUCUCCCUUCCUUUCGCCUGCUUUUCCGAUGCUCAUUGCGCCCCUCGCCCCCACCUCCCUCUUGCCUCUGCUUGCCUCUUGGAACCGCCGCCUAAUUCGGGGAGGAGAGAAUGACCGAGGUGCUGUGGCCCGCUGUCCCCAACGGGACGGACGCCGCUUUCUUGGUCGGGCCGGGCUUGCCUUGGGCAAACAGCACGUGGGGAAACAGCACGGUGGUGUCCACCGCCGCCGCCGCCGCUUCAUUCAAAUGUUCCCUGACCAAGACGGGCUUCCAGUUUUACUACCUGCCCGCUGUCUACAUCUUGGUGUUCAUAAUCGGCUUUCUGGGCAACAGCGUGGCCAUCUGGAUGUUCGUCUUCCACAUGAAGCCGUGGAGCGGCAUCUCCGUGUACAUGUUCAAUUUGGCUCUGGCCGACUUUUUGUACGUGCUGACUCUGCCAGCCCUUAUCUUCUACUACUUCAAUAAGACGGACUGGAUCUUCGGGGAUGCCAUGUGCAAAUUGCAGAGGUUCAUCUUCCAUGUGAACCUCUAUGGCAGCAUCUUGUUCCUAACCUGCAUCAGUGCUCACCGGUACAGUGGCGUGGUGUAUCCGCUGAAGUCCUUGGGCAGGCUCAAGAAGAAGAACGCAGUCUACAUCAGCGUGCUGGUGUGGCUCACCGUGGUGGUGGGGAUCUCCCCCAUCCUCUUCUACUCUGGCACCGGGCUCCGAAAAAACAAAACCACCUGCUACGACACCACCUCAGACGACUACCUGAGAAGUUAUUUCAUCUACAGCAUGUGUACGACCGUGGUUAUGUUCUGUGUCCCCUUGGUGCUGAUUUUAGGCUGUUAUGGAUUAAUUGUGAAAGCACUGAUUUACAAGGACCUGGACAACUCCCCUCUUAGGAGGAAAUCAAUUUACCUGGUUAUUAUUGUACUGACUGUUUUUGCUGUGUCUUACAUCCCUUUCCAUGUGAUGAAAACGAUGAAUUUAAGGGCCCGUCUGGAUUUUCAGACCCCAGAAAUGUGUGCUUUCAAUGACCAAGUUUAUGCCACAUAUCAGGUGACAAGAGGUCUGGCAAGUCUCAACAGCUGUGUGGACCCUAUUCUCUAUUUCUUGGCAGGAGAUACUUUCAGGAGGAGACUCUCCCGAGCAACCAGGAAAGCUUCCAGAAGAAGUGAGGCAAAUUUGCAGUCUAAGAGUGAAGACAUGACCCUCAAUAUUUUAUCUGAGUUCAAGCAGAAUGGAGAUACAAGCUUGUGAAGGCACAAGAAUCCCCCCAAAACCUCAUUUUUUGUAGCAUGGUAGGAUGCUAAAAUAGAGCCAAAUAGUUUUUCCCCUUUAAGUUUCUGGUAAGAGUAGAGGAAAUUCAGACCAAGAAAGUAGAACCAAAAAAGAAAAAGAAAUGCCCACACCUGCACUUAGCUUACUUGGGUUUGCAUUCAGGGUCACCCUUCUUUCUGACUAGAAGUAUGUAUAAUAAAAUAAUUCUAUCCUAGUUAAA